UUCGUCUUCGCCUCCGUCUCCCAACCUCAGCUCCAACCACAUCUGCCUCUCACUUCUCGCAGGAAAUACAAGCAAUCUGGAAUUCAGGUGUCUUCUUUUUGGGCAGAACAAUUACACUACAAUAGAGUGUUCAAGUAAUACCCAAAGGAGUCUAGGGUUGGUUGUCAUAUAAUGAAGCUAAGAGGUUGCGGUACUUCUCAUUUUAUCUGGUCUAUAAAAGAUGGCAUGGUGAAAAAAGUUCUCAAUGUGGAUUCACAUGGAAGGCCGGGUCUCAAGUUUAAGAAGCUAGAAGAUAUAUAUCACUCCACAGAUGCUGAACAUACCAGUAAGUUUCAGGAUGGUUAUGGUCAUACAAAGAUUGAUGGUAGCAGCUCAGGAAAUGAAUGCACACCCAUGCCCUAUGCAGAUCGAAAAACGAGAUCACAAAGUGGCCACGUUGUCAAGGAGGAUGAACCAGAAUGGCCAUUAAAUGAAAACACUUGUGAGGAACUGACAUUGUCACAGCUCAAGAAAAAGUGUAAAAGAAAGAAAAGGAAGGCUUCAGAAUCUGUUCUUCUAACCCCAAAAGCAGAAGAUGAUGAUCAUGAUCUCAGUGAACCAUUGUGUAAAUUUAGAGUUAAGGCUUCAAAGAGUUCAAGGUCCAAGAUGAUACCUGCUAAUGGAAGUUUUCCAACAUCUUCUAGAAGUACUCAAAUAAUUGCAUCUGAACCAAGUACAGGUACUGAUGAUGCUCUCUUGUUCAGUAAAAAACUUGCAGUUGUUAAUGUCAAAGUUGAAGCUCCUGAGGACUUUGAACAUGGAGAGACAACCAACAUGGCUGACGGUCCUUUAAUUUGUGAUGUGUCAUCGGACUUUAUUGCUUCUGAAUCUGGAUUUGUACUUGAUAAUAGAAGUUUUCCAACAUCUUCUAGAAGUACUCAAUUUGCUGCAUCUGAAUCAAGUAUGUGUCCUGAUGAUGCUCUCCGGUUCAGCAAAGAUCUUGCAAUUGUUAAUGUCAGAGAGAUGACCCACAUGACUGACGAGCCUUUAAUUUGUGAUGGGUCAGUUAACUUCAUUGCUUCUGAAUCAGGAUUUGUACUUACCAAUCAUGAGCUGAAGAGCACAGAAUCAGGAUCAUUCACAAAUGAUGUGGAAAUAUGUGGAUUUAAUGAAGCUUCACUUGAUAAUUUGGAUGACAUCACGGAUUCCUUUCUUGGUUCUCCAAUGAUUGGGGAAAACAUGGAAUUGGAUAAUGAAGAAAAUAUGGCAAAUAAUUUUCUGCAUUUGCCAGUAUCUAAAGUGGACAAAGAAGAAUGUGUCAACCAGCAACCUUCAAUUGUGAGUUCUUCGGAAGACGAUUAUUCUGUUGAAGAUCUGACUGCAAGCACAUCUGAUUGCUCUCAAAGUUCUCCCAACUCUCAGCAAACACCGGAACAAACCAACUACAUCUUUGGUGUUCAAAAUUCAGAAUCAACUAUUGAUGGCGAUCAUUAUUGCGCGGAUCUUGGCCAGGUAAGUGAUUCACACAUGGUCGAGGAGUUUGCAGAAGGUUCACCAAUGAAUCAGGAAUAUGGUUCUUUGAGCCUGAUGCCUGAUUACUUGUGUUUACCUUUGAAGUCACAUCCUUGGACGAGCCCUGAUGAUGAUGAUCACGUGGUAUCUAUUGAGGCCAAAUCAGCUAUUCCUGAGAAGCAAAAUAUAACAUCAGUGAAUGCUGAUCCAGGCUCCAACUCUUUGAAUUUUGUCAACAAUUGUUUUGUUCCUGAGGAUGCUUUGAUUCUUGAAGAGCAGCCAUCUUUUGUUCCAGAGGAUACUUCGAUUCUUGAAGAGCAGCCAUCUUUUGUUCCUGUGGAUACUUCGAUUCUUCAAGAGCAGCCAUCUUUUGUUCCUGAGGACACUUCUAUUCUUCAAGAGCAGCUAUCUUCUUCCCCUGCAAUUGCUGGUUCAGAAGUAAAGUUCUCUAAUCACAACUAUCAAACUGAUAUUACGACCAAGGCAUCAGAGAUUAGAAACUCUGAUUGCAUAGAACUUCGACAUUCUGAAAGGCUUCCUUCAACAAGAAAGACCAUUUCUCCAACCUCUCAGGAAAAGCUAUGUUUGGCAAUGAAGUCUGCAGAGUUGCUAGAUGACAUGGACCAUUACAAAUGCAAGGAGAAAUUGUACUUCGCGGAACAAGCUGAGAACAAGUUUCCAUCAAUUAAUUCAGAUGUUGAGGAUAGUGAAUCAAAUAAGCACCCUCAACAGCCCACCAGGCUCAUCCAGAACAAAGAUGUUAUCAGCCCCAAGCACAUGCUUAAGAAACUAAAGAAUUUCAAAAAGGGGUCUCCUCCCAAAAGAUCCCUUCCACCCAAAGGCUGUCUUGAUGGGCCCCGCCUAUGUCGUUCACUUCCACGUCUUAGCUCAGGGUGCACCUCCAUUCAAGGCUGUUCUGAGAGUGCUAUUGCAUUUUCACAGAGACAGAUGCAUGAUAUUGAAUCUCUUGCAUCAAAGCUAAUGAGUGAAUUGAAUUCCAUGAAGGUCAUUGUAGAAGAAAAAAUGCUCUAUGAAGCAUACCGUUCCUCAUCCCUGAAAAAUGAGGCAGAUGAGGUGAAAUCAGCCAUCAAGAGUGCAACAAAAACUGAAGAAACGGCAAGAAAAUGGUUAUCCAUGAUGGCGAGGGACUGCAAUCGUUUCUGCAAAAUCAUGAAACUGAACGAGGACGAUGAUGCAUCUGAUCCUGCCUGCGUGAUCACAGUCGAGGAGAAGCCUGUACAAAGAGAAGGGAAGAAAAUAAGUUUUGCUGAUGAAGUUGGUGGAACACUUUGUGAUGUCAAAGUCUUUGAGGUUGAUCGAGCUUCAUUAGAGUCAUCAACACCAUAAUAAUCUUCGUACAUUCUUCAAUUUGGCACAAGUUGUUGUUGUUGAUAGCCAAAUGUUAGGCUCCAUGAGUGUUGUUUAUGAUCCAUUAAUAACCAUUAUUUUGUUGCCACCAUUGAAAUUUUUUCAUCUCUUAGGAGGGAGGUUAAUGUAGUGAGCCGUAGGGAGCCUGAUCUGUUAGUUGCUAGUUGAUGAAAUCUAAAAGUACAAUUUGUGACAUCUGGUA
Molecule: messenger RNA, 3061 nt
Organism: Cynara cardunculus var. scolymus (artichoke)
Lineage: Eukaryota; Viridiplantae; Streptophyta; Magnoliopsida; Asterales; Asteraceae
Exons: 6
Coding region: 172-2838 (888 amino acids)
Source: RefSeq, a predicted model, not a curated record